UCUCAGUCUCUCUCCACCGUGUAACCAAGCACCGGUGGAAAACAUACCAGGACGGCGGGAAGAUGCCUCCUAAACCAGCUGCUAAAGGAAAGAAGAGCCCCAAAUUAUCAAAAGCAGAGAAGGAAAAAUUGAAAAAAGAAGAAGCAGAGAAGAAGGCAAGGGAAGAGGAGGAGGCUAGGCUUCAAGCUGAACAGGAACAAAGGGAACGAGAAGAAAGAGAGAGGCAGGAAAGAGAAGAAAGGGAAAGACUUAGACAGCAGGAGAGUGCAAGGCACCAGGCUGAGGUAGAUGAACUCAAAGAAAAGAUUGAAAAUAAUACACAGCAGCUUAAAAGUCUAGUGGAGAGUGAGCGUGCAAAGGCCAAGUGGGAAAGGUACAUGCUCUGUGAUGGAAACCCUGAUCCACUCAACACACGUGAGCUCAGCACUUACAUGAACCUCUGGCGAGAUGAUAAAGAAUACAAGUCCGUUCCAGUUGUACUCAGUGAAAGUGAAGGAACUUUGAAGCUUAUUGGAGAGCUGGAGAAUUUUAUAUCCAUUUCAGAAGAAGAAGGAUUCACAGAAGAUGAGGUUCAAAGGCUUAAACAGGUACAAUUGUUCUUGGUAUCAUCAGUUUGAAUUUAACGGUCUGAAACAUGUAAGCAAUGCCUAACUUUUGCCCGCCCAUUUACAGAGAAUGGAUUGGAUGUGUAGCAGCCCCAUUUAAUUCUUUGUUAUUUUUUCCGUUUGUACGUGCAUUCUUUCUGUGAUCAUCGCAUUCUUUUUGUUUAUCUCGCUUUCACGUUAUCGAUAUUCUGUUAGGUUUUUUCACAUAAUUUUGUCCCCUUUUGUAUGCCUUUUUCUAGUUUAUUUGUGCAUUUUCAUUGCGACGCUACUGCCAUCUCGUUUCAUUUACCGCCCUGCCGCUUUCCUUUUACGUGUUCCUUACCUUCCUAGUCAUACAACGUUUGUAAAUAUUGUGUACCUUUGGUUCGUUAUUCUUGUUUCUUUUAUUGUAACUUCGCCUGUAACUUGUAAUUUAUUUUGUUUGUAGCAACCGCUCCCUUUUCAUCGCUUUCUUCGCCCUCCAUCAUUUAAUUGCACAUUUCAUCUUAUCGAUUUAAACCAAGUAGCGUGUUGAACGUUUGACUACAAUAGUAUGAUUGAAUUAAUUCAUCAGCAGAAUUGUAAUGUCAAAUACUUUAUUGAACUAGCUUGUUAGGUCAACUUAUUGGAGAGUGUUGGUCUUCUUCUUUUAAUGCAUUCCAGAG
Molecule: messenger RNA, 1249 nt
Organism: Orbicella faveolata
Lineage: Eukaryota; Metazoa; Cnidaria; Anthozoa; Scleractinia; Merulinidae
Product: dynein axonemal intermediate chain 7-like
Cellular component (GO): axoneme
Molecular function (GO): beta-tubulin binding; microtubule binding
Source: RefSeq, a predicted model, not a curated record